AGGCGGUUGGGCACUUGGGCCACAGCCAAGUUCUGCCUCUAUAUAGCACUCAUCUCUCUCUCUCUCGGUGCAGAAACAAUGGCGGAAAAGGGGGCCAAAACCAGUACCUGACGUCUCCACUUCCGUUCAUUUGUUUCACUCCCUCUUCUCUCCCAGUGCUGUUCUUUCCGUGUUCAUCGUUCCAAACUUAGCCUAAAGCACCAAUGCCUUCAAAUUCUCUAUUUCAAUCCAUUAAUGGCGUUCCUUUACUUCCUCUACCUUCCCGACUGAAACUCUUAUCUCUUCCAUCCUCUUGUUACCCUCCAAAGCCCAAUUUAUUAAGGAGUCAACGUCGCAUUGUUCGAUUACGAGUAGAAGCUUCAAACAAACCUAAAAAUGUCUUCCAAAUGACCAAGAAUCUUGGGAGGUUUAGCUCUGUAGAUUACAUUGGCGCAUCAGAACCUAAAGUGGAAGAUAAGUCCGAGAAGAAGACCUUAGUUGAAUCUAUUCGAAAGCUAAUCGUGGUUUCUUUGUGUUGUAUUGCUUUUGGUCUGUUACCUUUUCAUACUAUUCAAGUUUCACCAGUAGCUGCUGCUGCUGCUGCUGCUGCUCCCGUGGUUGGUGUAGCUACAAAAGGGGAAACUAGAACGAAGAAAGAGAAAGAACACGAGUACUCGGAUUAUACUCGAAAGCUACUGGAGGUGGUUUCGAAACUUCUUCGGAGGAUUGAAGAUGUUAGGUCGUCUAAAGCUGACAUGAAAGAAGUGAAGAUUGCGUUGCGAGAGGUUAAAUUGAGGAAGGAGGAGUUGCAGGAUAGAAUUUUGGAGGAACUGAAUACUGAGCUAAGGGAAAUGAGGAAUGAGAAGACACGUUUGGUUGAUCGUUCGGAUAAGAUUCUUGAUUCUGUUACGAAGACUAGAAGGGAACUUGAUAAAUUGACAAGCACGGUUAGUAAUGGAGAGGAGGAGAAGGAGCAGAUGGAGAAACUUGAAAUGGAUAUGAGUGCUGCUGAGAAGGAAUAUAAUGGGAUAUGGGAGAAGGUGGGCGAGAUUGAAGAUAGGAUUUUAAGGAGGGAGACAAUGGCCUUUAGUAUUGGUAUCAGAGAACUUUCUUUUAUUGAGAGGGAAAGUGAGAAUCUAGUGAAGAAUUUUGGGCAUGAAUUGAAGCAUCGGAGGGUUCAAAGUCUGCCAGAUAGUUCUUCGACCACUCUCUCCAGAUCUGAUAUACAGAGAGAACUAGAAAGUGCACAAAGAGAGUACUGGGAACAAAUGAUCCUGCCAAGUGUUCUAGAAGUUGAAUGUUCUUCUCCUUCCUUGGAUAGAAGUACUAAAAACUUUGUUCUACAUGUCGGAGAAGCUAUUAAAGAGUCAGGGAAGCUGCAGAGGGAUCUUGAAACCCGUAUAAGGGAAAACAUGAAGAAGUUUGGAGAUGAAAAACGUUUUAUUUUAGACACGCCAGCAGACGAGGUUGUGAAGGGUUUCCCUGAACUUGAGUUGAAAUGGAUGUUUGGAGAUAAGGAGGUUGUUGUUCCCAAGGCUGUCAGCCUUCACUUGUAUCAUGGAUGGAAGAAGUGGCGAGAAGAAGCCAAGGCAGAACUGAAAAAGAAUUUGCUUGUAAAUGAUGACAUUGGUAAACAGUAUGUGGCUCAAAGACAGGAGCGUAUCCUUCUGGAUCGUGAUAGAGUGCUUGCCAAAACAUGGUACAAUGAAGAAAGAAAUCGGUGGGAAAUGGAUUCAAUAUCUGUUCCUUACGCUGUGUCCAAGAAACUUGUGGAGAAUGUCCGCAUUAGGCAUGACUGGGCUGCAAUGUAUGUUACACUCAAGGGUGAUGACAACGAAUAUUAUGUUGAUAUUCAGGAAUUUGAAAUGCUAUUCCAAGAUUUUGGAGGGUUUGAUGGGCUUUAUCUCAAGAUGUUAGCUUCGGGUGUUCCGACUGCAGUUCACGUGAUGUGGAUCCCUUUCUCUGAGUUGGAUAUCUAUGAACAGUUUCUCUUGACAAUGAGGUUAUCUUAUCAUUGCCUGGUUGGAUUAUGGAAAUCGGGACUUGUCUCAUAUGCAAGAGAUUGGGCUUUAAAGAAGAUCAGAGAUCUUAAUGAUGACAUAGCGAUGAUGAUUGUUUUCCCUAUUGUGGAGCUUAUUAUCCCUUAUCCGGUGAGAAUGAAUUUGGGGAUGGCAUGGCCGGAGGAAAUAACUCAAACUGUUGGCUCAACAUGGUACCUGAAGUGGCAGUCUGAGACAGAAAUUAAUUUCAAAUCCAGGAAGACAGAUGACAUCCAAUGGUUUCUCUGGUUUUUCAUUGGAACUGUCAUUUAUGGAUAUGUGUUAUUCAAUAUUAUUUCCAUUAUAAAAAGGAAGAUUCCAAGACUUCUUGGUUUUGGGCCUUUUCGUAAGGAUCCAAACAUGAAGAAGCUGCGAAGAGUGAAAGGUUAUUUCAAGUUUAAGUUGAAGAGAACGAAACGCAGAAGAAAGGAGGGAGUUGAUCCAAUAAGAUCUGCAUUUGAUCAGAUGAAGAGGGUAAAGAAUCCCCCAAUACGAUUGAAAGAUUUUGCUAGUGUUGACUCCAUGAGAGAGGAAAUCAAUGAAGUUGUCGCAUUUCUGCAAAAUCCCACUGCAUUCCAGGAAAUGGGUGCUCGUGCACCUCGGGGAGUUCUCAUUGUAGGUGAAAGGGGAACUGGGAAGACAUCCCUAGCACUGGCCAUAGCUGCAGAAGCGAGGGUUCCUGUUGUUGAAAUUAAAGCCCAACAGUUGGAGCCUGAACUAUGGGUUGGCCAAAGUGCAUCGAAUGUUAGGGAACUGUUUGAAACAGCAAGGGAUUUGGCACCUGUCAUAAUCUUUGUUGAGGAUUUUGACCUCUUUGCUGGUGUUCGUGGAAAGUAUGUCCAUACUCAAAAGCAGGACCAUGAAGCAUUUAUUAAUCAACUUCUUGUUGAACUUGAUGGGUUUGAGAAACAAGAUGGGGUUGUUUUAAUGGCUACUACUAGAAAUCUCAAGCAAAUUGAUCAGGCCCUGCAACGACCUGGUCGAAUGGAUAGAAUAUUUCAUCUUCAACGUCCAACUCAAAUGGAGAGAGAGAUGAUCUUACGUAUUGCAGCAAAGGAUACUAUGGAUAAUGAACUAAUUGAUUAUGUAAAUUGGACAAAGGUUGCUGAGAAAACGGCUCUUCUACGGCCUAUAGAGCUAAAACUUGUUCCUUUGGCAUUGGAAGGUACGGCAUUUAGGAGCAAAUUUCUUGAUACUGAUGAACUUAUGAGCUACUGUAGCUGGUUUGCGACUUUCAGUGGUCUUGUUCCCAAAUGGCUGAGGGAGACAAAGAUAGUGAAGACACCUAGCAAAUGGCUUGUUAAUCAUCUAGGACUGUCAUUGACAGAGGAAGAUCUGCAGAGUGUGGUUGAUCUAAUGGAACCAUAUGGUCAGAUAAGCAAUGGGAUUGAACUUCUAAGUCCUCCACUUGAUUGGACAAGAGAGACAAAGUUCCCACAUGCUGUAUGGGCUGCUGGCCGAGGUCUCAUUGCACUUCUUCUACCGAACUUUGAUGUUGUUGAUAAUAUAUGGCUUGAGCCUCUUUCUUGGGAGGGCAUUGGAUCCACAAAGAUUACAAAAGCCAAGACUGAAGGCCCCAUCAAUGGAAAUGUAGAAACAAGAUCAUACCUUGAAAAAAAGCUGGUCUUUUGCUUUGGUUCACAUAUUGCAGCGAAAUUGCUACUUCCUUUUGGGGAGGAGAAUUUUCUUUCAUCAUCAGAACUCAAGCAGGCCCAGGAGAUAUCUACGCGGAUGGUGAUUCAAUAUGGAUGGGGGCCUGAUGACAGUCGUACAAUUUACUUUUGUAGCAAUGCGACUACAGCCUUGAGCAUGGGUAACAACUAUGAAUAUGAGAUGGCUGCCAAAGUUGAGAAGUUGUAUAAUUUGGCGUAUGACAAAGCAAAGGAGUUGCUUCAAAAGAAUUGUAGAGUGCUGGAAAAGAUUGUGGAGGAAUUGCUAGAGUUUGAAAUCUUGACAGGAGAGGUCUGCUAUUGGAGAGAGGACGGGAAUCGUCCCAUCGAUGAUUACAGAGGGGCGCUCUAGAUUGCGAUUCACUCCAGGUUGCUUCACGGAGGAAAAGGCGAGACAACUUCGACUGAUGACCAUGGAGACCGAAACCUUCCACGAUAACAUGUACCCCUCGGCGAUCGAAUCUCGACUCGCUCAGACUUUCCAAAUCGCUCCGAUCGGCAGUGUUUGCGCCGUUCUCCGGGGCUGGCGGUUUUUGUUUUCCGGGAUUUUAGGGUUUUCUUUAAAGUGAUAACGAUGUUGUAUAUAAUAUAAAAUUUGAUCAAACAAUUUUUUGCUUUCUUUUUUCUUAGACGAUUGAACUAUUGAUGAGAGAACAUGCUAUUGUUAAAUGGGUCUUAGAGAUGUUAACUGAAAGGUUCAAAGAUCAUGUCAAAUCUGGGGAGCCUGUGUGAAUGAUGGAUCAUUUCCAAUACACCAUGUUUUGCUUGUUGGUCUUCUGGAGAAAAACUGAAUGAGAAAGUCAUCAAAGAUAUUGAAGAAACACAAGGGACUAUGCUUGUCAAUGGGGGAAAUUUUAGUCUUUGCUUUCUUAGAAAAUUUGGGGAAAGUAAUCUUGAGAAAAUGCUGGCAGCAAUUGCUCGAGAUGCUCCGCAGACAAGAAUCUGUUCUCAUUCCUUUAAUCAGAGCCUGCAGAGAGUGGAAGGAGAAGAAACAAGAAAACCCAGAUGAAUUUGUAGUCUCUUAUGUCGAUACACUAUUUGAUCUUCAAAUACCGGACGAAGGAGGAUGAAAGCUCUCCAAAGAAGAAAUGGUGACUAUAUGCUCGGAGUUUCUAAACUCCAGUACCGACACAAGAUCUACGACGUUGCAGUGAAUUAUGGCAAACCAGGUGAAGCACCCAGAAAUCCAAGAAAAGCUCUAUUCUGAAAUUGAAGGAUUUGUUAGUUCAGGAGAAAAGAAGACCAGACAAGAGGAUUUGCAGAAAAUCCCAUAUCUGAAGGCAUUUCAAAUAGGGGGUAUUUUGGGAAU
Macadamia integrifolia is the source of this 4997-nucleotide messenger RNA. Its product is annotated as probable inactive ATP-dependent zinc metalloprotease FTSHI 5, chloroplastic. Lineage: Eukaryota; Viridiplantae; Streptophyta; Magnoliopsida; Proteales; Proteaceae. The transcript is spliced from 18 exons. The record is from RefSeq and is a predicted model, not a curated record. Gene Ontology annotation, molecular function: metalloendopeptidase activity; ATP hydrolysis activity; ATP binding. Gene Ontology annotation, biological process: proteolysis. Bases 204 to 4040 code for a protein of 1278 amino acids. Gene Ontology annotation, cellular component: chloroplast thylakoid.